CCAACGAUAGCGCGAAGUGUAGCGGUUGAAGUUCCCAGGGUAAAAAAGCGCGGAGUGCGGGAUUGAUUUUGAAUUUCCAAAGAGCUGUUGCUGCCACCGCACAACUGGACCAAUUAAUGCCUGCUCGUCGAAAGGCUUGUGAUCCACUUCAAUCCCCGAUAAAAGGUGCCAAGAAGCCUUCCCACCCCCAAUUGACUUGAGUCCCCGCUGCUGAAGGACAUCUAAGAUAAACAUCCAGGGUUUCCUCUCGCCCUUGUUGUCCUUCCCAUUUCUAUACGGUCUUGUCCAGUGAUUUGGAGCCAUUCAGUGUUGAGGCUGAUGGGUGAGGAAUGGAGUUUCUCCCGGAUCUCUCUGUGGAAAAAACAGACUGCGAGGAUGGUCCAUUCAGGACUCACCUAUGCCAGGCUUGCAAUCUGCAGCUGAUCUCCAGGGCCCAGGCCCAGGUCCACUGCAACAGCAGGACUCACCUGAAGAGGAUCCGCCGGCUCAGAGACCCGCCCAUCCCGUCUGACGCAGGUAACGCAUGUCAAAAUGCCAUCCUGCCCACAUUGGUGCGUCCACCACUGCCCACUGUCCAGCCAUCCUUGGACAUGAAGCAGUUCCUCCCAUUUCCACUGGACACUACCACCACUGUCAACCUCUUCCCCAACUUCAGUGCUAACAUGAUUGGAAUUUCCCGAACAGAGCAGGGCUCACCCAUUGGGACCUGGAAGACUGGACUGUCUGGCAGACGGCUAUGCGUGAGUAUGGAUCCAGUUCAAAAAGCCGUUAUAAAUCACACGUUUGGAGUACCCCCACCACCUAAGCGGAAACAUGUUGUGUCCUGCAGUGUGUGCCAGCUAAGAUUUAAUUCACAGAGCCAGGCCUCAGCCCACUACAAAGGAACCAAGCAUGCCAAGAAGCUCAAAGCCCUGGAGGCCCCAAAAUGCAAGCAGAAAGCUUCUGCGGUCACCAAGGAGACCACAAACAAGGACACCCCAAAGAUCACCUACCCCCCACCAAUCCCCACCUGCACUGACAGAACAGACAACGUGGCUGGGGCAGGGAUUCUACCACCGUCUCCUCCAGUAGCCGCACUGUCCUGCCCCGGCAUGGCAACAGGGGGCGACGGCACGGACACCGCCGCAAUGGGACUGAGGGACGUGCCCUCGUGCACACCUGCCGUGAAGCCCACCGCCUCCCCCUCUCCCUCCCCCUCUCCCUCCUCCGAGACGGAGACGGAGACGGAAGAGGAGAAGGCCAAGCGUCUGCUCUACUGCUCUCUCUGCAAAGUGGCCGUCAACUCUGCCUCUCAGCUGGAGGCCCACAACAGCGGCACAAAGCACAAGACAAUGCUCGAAGCCCGGAGUGGGAGUGGAACAAUCAAGUCCUUCCCCAGACCAGGGGUCAAGGGGAAGCUGGCUCCGCCUGCAAAAUCAACCACGGGUCUGCAGAACAAAACGUUUCACUGUGAGAUCUGUGAUGUGCACGUCAACUCGGAGACGCAACUCAAACAGCACAUUAGCAGCAGGCGACACAAAGACAGAGCGGCAGGGAAACCACCCAAACCCAAAUACAGCCCUUACAACAAAACCCAAAGAGGACCGAGCGGGCAGCCGGUGAAGAUAGAGGUGAGGAAAGAUCUGGGGCCCUCCAUUACAGCCAGGAUGUUACCCAAUCACCUGCAGAUGGCAGUAGCUGCUGCUGCUGCAGCUACAGGGCCUUCGUUUCCUCUGCGUCCGGGCCACGCCACCACGCUUUUUCACACACACGCCCUCCCCACGUCGCUGCUUCGCCCCGCGCCGGGGCCCAUGCGGACCUCUCACACUCCUGUCCUGUUCUCCCCCUAUUGACCCACUUGUGGAACACUCAUGUGCCUGUGGCUCAGACUUAUUUCGGGACCAGUUUCGCCAAACCCCAACUGCAAUUCAUUUAGACUGCAAACCCAAACGGAUGGCAAUGUGUCAGCUCCUGUCGCAUCUGUGCUGUGUUUCCAUCCCUUCUUUUUCCUGCUGGGCCCAACCCAGAUAUUUUAUUCAAGUGUACUGCAAUAAUUUAAAGGCAAAACCAGGGAACUAUGCAGUGUUAUUCUGAUAGUAAGCAGUGAGACUGGGCUGUAACUGCUUUAAGGAUCUGAUUAGAUUAGGGAUAUACUGUAAUGUUUUGCCAUUCCGUCAGUAGAAUUCCUUCAGGUGAUGAUGAUAAUAGACCUAAAUUGGUUGAAGAAUCUCAUGUUACUGUGCUGCUUGCACUAUUAUUCCUCCUCUCCAUGGACAACUUAAUAACAGAGGUCAGAAAUAUGUAUUUCACCGGGCAUUAUCUUUUGUGUUUGUGUGUGUGUGUGUGUGUGUGUGUAUAUGUGAGCGCUCAUCCCUGUUCUGGUUUAGGCGUGUAUGUGUGUGUGUGUGUGUUGGUGUGUGCACAUCAUGUACAUAGCAACAUUCCUGUACAUGUAUGACAGACUGAGGGAGCAAGUGAGAAAGAAAGAUGGAGACAGGGAGAGAAAGGGAGUGGGAAUCACUGUGAUGAUGAAACCCACUGUCUUGAAGCCAUCUUAAGCAGUACCCAAUGAUCUUUUCCAUUGACCACCUCAUGCACCACAGAGACUUGAGAUCAGAGGCUUGUCUAUCAGUGUUAAAACGAACACAUUUCAAAUAAAGAGUCUUACUUUGUUAGCACUGUGGGUGCAAUAUUUCUAGGGCA
This is a messenger RNA of Conger conger (European conger), 2682 nucleotides long. RefSeq names its product zinc finger protein 385D (gene znf385d). Lineage: Eukaryota; Metazoa; Chordata; Actinopteri; Anguilliformes; Congridae. Gene Ontology annotation, cellular component: nucleus. The transcript is spliced from 10 exons. The record is from RefSeq and is a predicted model, not a curated record. Bases 330 to 1832 code for a protein of 500 amino acids. Gene Ontology annotation, molecular function: zinc ion binding; nucleic acid binding.